Messenger RNA from Leguminivora glycinivorella, 3660 nucleotides. Its product is annotated as protein zer-1 homolog. Gene Ontology annotation, cellular component: Cul2-RING ubiquitin ligase complex. The coding region runs from base 222 to 2507 and encodes 761 amino acids. Lineage: Eukaryota; Metazoa; Arthropoda; Insecta; Lepidoptera; Tortricidae. The transcript has 8 exons. The record is from RefSeq and is a predicted model, not a curated record. Gene Ontology annotation, molecular function: protein binding.
UUGGUUUUCUUGUUGCGUCGCGAUUUUGUGAUCGUGGAAAUAUCGCAUCCGCGGAGUAAUUGUUGUAAUUUAUCUGCGAUUCGGUUGUUCGUCAUGUUUCACAACAAUUUUUAGCCACCUUAGUUGCAGAGGGAAACGCAACGAUGGUACUGCGAGUUCAGUUCUCCGUUUCCUAAAGUAUACCCUCACCAAUCAUAAUAUUAUAAUACACCGCAGUCAAGAUGAUGUCGUCGGGGCAGGAGUUGUUUUCUUUGUACGACAGCUCACCUGAUACGCUGUUCGACAUUAGUAUGAAUUACAUAGUUAAUAAUCUAAAUAUAAUUACGACAUUGGAUCCGAACACUCGAUGGCGUAAGUUGAAAGAUGAUGUGAUUCUACCCUCAGAAAUAUGUGAAAAGUUCUUGGAGGCGUACCAGAAGAGUAACAGAGUAAGUGAUAGCAUAGCAAACAUAUUCCGAGACCGAACGCGCACUAGGCUGUCCGUGGUGAGACUUCGCAACUCGCGUAUCACGGACGAGGGGUUCCGCUGCCUCAUGGAGCACAAGCCCUUCGAGCUCGAAGUGGUCCAGUGCGAGUACCUCAGCCCCAGCUCUCUGGACAUCAUAAACAGUAACAGCCAAAACCUAGUCUCUCUAAAAGUGGGACCUCUGACAUAUGUUCUCUCACAAGAUGAAACUCUCUUCCGGCAGAGAGGAUACAUAAUUGAUGCUCCUAAUUUGAGACGGUUGACCCGUCGAGGACUUGCAGUGUUUCCCUUACUGCUUUUAAAAUCACUGACUAAUCUAACACAUUUAGACUUGUCUAAAACCACAUCAUCAAGCACAAUUUGGGUUUUAAAAGAUUUGAAAAACUUGCGAUCUUUGAUUUUGCACAGUGUGCACUGGACAAAAGAUGUCAUUGAUUGGAUAGCCACCUUGCAUACUUUGAGACAUUUGGAUAUCUCACAGUCUAAUGAUAGGCAUGGGAAAUAUUUCAAACCAAAUGAUGUUUUGGCUAAACUUAUAAAUAAUCUUACCCUUUUGGAAUCCUUGGAUAUAUCAGGGACUAAUCUUGCGGGCUCUGGGGCAGCAGCAGUGUCUAACAGUGAAGGCACAUCAGAUAUUGACCAAGUGAGGUGUGACAUACCUGGCUUAGCUGCCCGAGUCAACAGGCCCCUGGAGUUUCUGGGCCUGUAUGGGACUCACCACGGAGCUUGCAAAAGGCAUGACAUUCCUGCCAAAGUGAUAACAGGUGAUGCCAAUGUAGAACAAAUCUUGACUGCUGCGGCAGCAUAUAUGGAAAGGCCGGCUAUUCUCACGCGUGUCCUCAAUGACCUUUAUUACUUGUUCCGCUAUGAGAACAAUGCUUACAUAGGCAGAGCACUAGCAGUGGUCCUAGAUGCAAUGGAUCAACAUGUUUCUGAAAAACAUAUACAGAUAUCUGGCAGUGCUACACUUUUCUACAUAGUCAAAGGGAAAGAAAAAGGGCGUAUAGGUAUCAGGCUAAAAAAACGAAUAAUCACUGCUCUCUUAGAUGGAAUGGAAGCUCAUCUUGGUGAUGACACGAUGAUGAGGAAUGGCUGUCUCACAUUGUGCCAGUUCAAAAUACCCACAGACGUUUUAUUUGAAUACGAGCGGGUAGUGCAAAUCCUGCUGAAUGGAGUGGCCGACGUGAACCAGGAGGGCUUCGUGCAGCGCAUAGCGAUAUACCUCCUAAACUCGCUCGCUUGCCAGGUCGACGGCACACAGAAGCAAUUCUUGGGCAACCACGGCGCGAUAGGGAAAAUGUUGAACCUGAUCGCGGACCGGCUGGAGCGGCGGCUCUGCGACGACGUGCUGGAGGUCGCGUGGUCCACCAUGUGGAACGUGACGGACGAGACGCCGCAGAACUGCCAGCGGUUCCUGGACAACCGCGGCAUGGAGUUCUUCCUCGCCUGCCUCAAGAGCUUCCCAGACAAAGAGGAGUUGUUGCGCAACAUGAUGGGCCUCCUGGGCAACGUGGCCGAGGUGGCGGAGCUGCGGCCGCAGCUCAUGAACAAGCUGUUCCUGUCCGUAUUCUACGAGCUGCUCGAGUCCUCCAGCGACGGCAUCGAGGUGAGCUACAACGCGGCGGGCGUGCUGGCGCACAUGGCGUCGGACGGGCCGGCGGCGUGGACGGUGGAGGAGCCGGCGCGGGACGCUGUGCUGGCGCGCAUGGCGGCCGCCGUCGAGCGCUGGGACCUGCACGCCGAGCGCAACAUCAACUACCGCUCCUUCGAGCCCAUCCUCAUCCUGCUGCACGCGCACCACACGCCGCAGUGCCAGCACUGGGCCGUCUGGGCGCUCGCCAACCUCACUACUGUCUACCCUGUCAAGUACUGCGACCUGGUAGAAGCCGAGGGCGGCCUCAAGCUGCUGGUGGACCUGCUGAACCACCCGUCGCCGUACGAGCACAUCAAGGACCUCGCCUGCACCGUCAUCGGCAACUGCGCGCGCUUCGCCAACCGCGUCACGCCCCCGCUGCCCGACUCCUUCUCCCCGGACAAUUAACUAACGGAGUACUUCGAGGACAUCCGUCCUCGGCUGGAGGAUUAGCCCACUGCGAACCAAGGUAGCUUAUAACACUCAACGCGUCGAACCGUUGCGACGCUACGAUAUCGUAUGCGAUCAUUAGGACCCAAUACAGUUGCACGGCGCGCGGACUCGCAUACGAUAUAAAGGUUACAUACGACCGCAGCGCACGGCCAACUUAGAUUUUUUUCACGUGAGAGCGAGAAAAAAAUAACUUUCUUGCUCUCAUUUACGUGAAAAAAGCCAGCACAGUCAUUUGUUACCUACUUUAGUUAUAUGAAAUGAAAAAAAUGAAAUGAUAUCUUUUAUUUCAGACAGAUGUCCAUAUUUACACAAAAUAUUAGUAAAACAAUAACACAAUAAAAUUAAAGAACAAUAAAAUAAAACAUCUUACGCUAGAGUUAGUAGAACACAUAAUGCUCGUUAGAUCUCACAUGCAUUGACAUCCAAUGAGUAAUAAGAGGGCCAUCAACCCUUUCUGCAAUCACCCUCAGGAGAGUGCCUCCACAUUGGCUGUUAUAAAUGUUAUAACAUUGUGUGCAAUUGCGUGAUAGUACUGAUAUUACUAUCACACAAUGUUAUUUAUAACUGUCACAUGCAUCAAAUACCGCAAUGUACGGAGACUCGUAUUCGGGUUCUUACAUUUUGUCAUUAGGCCCUUACAAUGCGGCAUUUAUCGGUCCGCUGAAUAAGAUGCAAUGUCAAUAGUCCGAAAUAUUACUAAAAUCGCCCGAAAUAUCGCCGUCUAAAGGAGCUGUAACGCAGGUGUUGCUAGCAUCAGACUUUCGAAAACUAAGAUCGUAACUACACUUGCUAACCUAUUCCUCUUUCAUCGCCAUUCGUCUCAUACAUGUUACAAGGACAUUAAUUAUUAUUACAAACUGUCAAACGAAAUUUCGUAGAAUAAUCUUUAGACCAAUAACUGUUUAAAGUGAUGAAUUUUAAAUCUGUACUACGAUUCGAGACGAAGCGCCAACGAUAGUACUCUUGACUACAUGGCCUGUACACUAUUAUCUCCUUAUUAUUUUACAUUAUUAUUUAAAAUAGCAUGGAUAUAAAUAAGAGUUUUGAAUGAUUCACGGUUAUUUUCAUUAGACUUAUAUUGACCGGGACAGACCGUGAUUACCUUUUU